AUGGACCUCGAGAAGACGCAGUCGCCUGUUAUCGACAGUGCCAGUGAUGAGUAUGAUUACUCUGAUGAACAUGAACAUGAACAUGACCAUGACCAUGACCAUGAUCAUGAACACGAACAUCCCGACCCGAUCGAGCUCUCUCGCAUCAAAUCAUACCAACUGCAGCAGAAGGCUACGGUAGGGUCGACCCGUGCCCCUGAACCGAGAGAGCAAUGGCUGCCUAUGGGUGCGGGCAAGGAAUACCCCCCGUUGCUGCCCGCUCCGGAGAGAUAUGUGGUGGAAUUCGACGGUGCCGAUGACCCCAUGCACCCGCAUAACUGGUCCAUGUUGCGCAGAUCCAUCCUCGCCGCCAUCCUCUGCUACGCCACCUUCGCUGCAUCCUUUACCAGCGCCGUCUUCUCGGCCGCCAUCAGCUCCGUCAGCAAAGAAUUCCACGUCGGAACCGAAGUCAGCACCCUGGGUGUAACCCUCUAUGUCUUCGGCUUCGCCGCCGGCCCGACCAUCUGGGCCCCAGCCUCGGAACUGAUCGGACGGCGCUGGCCGCUGUCCAUCGGGCUCCUGGGCUGCGGCAUCUUCACCAUCGCCUGCGCGACCGGCAAGGACUUCCAGACGAUCAUGCUGGGCCGGUUCUUCGGCGGGCUGUUCGCGGCCAGCCCCGUCUCGCUGGUCCCUGCCGUCUUUGCCGAUCUGUUCAACACCGCCCAGCGCGGCAUCGUGAUGUGCACCUUCUGCAUGGCGGUGUUCGUCGGGCCCUUCGCCUCCCCCUUUGUCGGCGGCUUCAUCGCCAUGAGCCCCCUCGGCUGGCGCUGGACCAUGUACGUGCCCUCCCUGAUGGUCUUCCUCGGCUUCAUCCUCGUCUUCUGCUUCCUCGACGAGACCUACCCCCCCGUGAUCCUCGUCCGCAAGGCCGCCAUCCUGCGCCGCCAGACCCGCAACUGGGGCAUCCACGCCAAGCAGGACGAAGUCGAAGUCGAUAUCAAGGAACUCGUCCGCAACAACUUCACCCGGCCCCUCACCAUGCUGGCCACCGAGCCCAUCCUCCUUCUCAUCUCCCUGUACAUCUCCUUCAUCUACGGCCUCAUCUACGCCCUGCUGGGCGCCUACCCCGUCGUCUUCGAGGACGUCUACGGCAUGAGCAUGGGCGUCGGCGGUCUCGCCUUCAUCGGUCUCAUCCUGGGUGAACUCCUGGGCGGCGUCUUCGUGCUGUGUCUGCAGGGCUCGUAUAAGCGCAAGCUGGACGCGAAUGGCGGCAAGCCCGUGCCCGAAUGGCGUCUUCCGGCCGCGACAGUCGGGGCCGUGGCCUUUGCUAUCGGCAUGUUCUGGUUCGGCUGGACCGGCUACACGAACAAGAUCCACUGGAUGGCGCCCACCGCGUCCGGCGUGCUCACUGGCCUGGGCAUCUUCUGCAUCUUCCUGCAGUGCUUCAACUAUAUCGUCGAUUGCUAUCCCACUCUUGCCGCAUCCACCAUCGCCGCCAACACGAUCCUGCGCUCCCUGGUGGGCUGCGUCUUCCCGUUGUUCUCGCGGCAGAUGAUGAUCAACAUGGGGGUGCAGUGGGCGGGUACCCUGCUGGGGUGCAUUGCGGCCGUGAUGAUCCCCAUCCCGAUCGGGUUCAUGAUGUAUGGGCCGUGGCUGAGGAAGAAGAGUAAGCUGGCGGCGUCGCCGGUGUAUGAGGUUGGGGAGGAGAGGAAGGGGGAUGUAUGAUGUAUGAUGAUGAUGAUUAUGAUGGAUGGAUGGUUGGUUGAUGGGGUGUGAUGAUGAAU
Molecule: messenger RNA, 1763 nt
Organism: Aspergillus heteromorphus CBS 117.55
Lineage: Eukaryota; Fungi; Ascomycota; Eurotiomycetes; Eurotiales; Aspergillaceae
Product: MFS transporter
Exons: 4
Coding region: 1-1704 (567 amino acids)
Biological process (GO): transmembrane transport
Molecular function (GO): transmembrane transporter activity
Source: RefSeq, a predicted model, not a curated record